This is a messenger RNA of Nerophis lumbriciformis (worm pipefish), 2877 nucleotides long. The record is from RefSeq and is a predicted model, not a curated record. NCBI's taxonomy places the organism in Eukaryota, Metazoa, Chordata, Actinopteri, Syngnathiformes, Syngnathidae.
AUGAGCUCCUAUAUCUUUUGCAUCCUACUGAGCCUGGCAGUUGCAGUUUACACCGUACCAGUACCUGAAAUUACUAGUCAAGAUGAAAAUUUGGCAGAGGGUUACCUGAAGAAAUUUUUCAACUUAACAGAAGAGAGCAGGCCCACUGCCCGACGUGGGAUCAGUGAACUCAGCAAGAGGUUGAGUGAAAUGCAGAGAUUCUUUGGUUUACAAAUCACAGGAACUCUGGAUGCUGACACUUUGGAAAUGAUGAAGAAACCCCGCUGCGGUGUUCCAGAUAACGACAUUGCCAGUUUCUCCACAUUUGGAAGUGACUUCAAGUGGCAGAAAAAUAGUCUGACAUACAGGAUAGAAAAUUACACACCAGAUAUGCCCAGGUCACAAGUCGAUGACUCCAUUGAAAAAGCUCUGAAUGUUUGGGCCAAAGUUACUCCUCUUAGAUUUACUAAAAUCAACAGUGGCACCGCAGACAUCAUGAUUUCAUUUGGUCGUCAGUCACAUGGAGAUUAUUACCCAUUUGACGGCCGUGAUGGAACUCUGGCUCACGCAUUCGCUCCAUCUUCUGGCAUUGGAGGAGAUGCUCACUUUGACGAAGAUGAGAACUUCACCUUCCGCUCAAACACUGGAUACGUCCUUUUCAUGGUGGCAGCCCAUGAGUUUGGUCACUCCCUGGGCUUGUCUCAUUCUGAUGACCCUGGUGCUCUUAUGUAUCCCACUUACUCAUAUAGAAACCCUGACACUUUUGUUCUUCCCCACGAUGACGUCAAAGGCAUCCAAACAUUAUAUGGUGCGUAACCAUAGGCUAACACAGAUCCUUCACAGUCAGGACCGCCACCCCCCACUACUCCUGAUGCUUGUGACUCUACCAUGGUGCUCGAUGCUGUGGCUACCCUGCGGGGAGAAAUACUCUUUUUUAAAGACAGCUUCUUUUGGCGAAGCUAUCCUCUUGCCAGGACACCUCAGCAAAGUCGCAUCACAAACUUUUGGCCAAGCGCUCCAGUCAGUGUCGAUGGUGCUUACGAGAACCAACAUUCAGACAGAGUCUAUAUCUUCAAAGACGAGCGAGUGUGGGCUUUCUCCGGCUAUAAUCUGGUCCGUGGCUUUCCCCAACAAAUUUCUACGUUCGGGCUGCCCAGAAGUGUGAGGAAAAUUGAUGCAGCUUUCUAUGAUGUGGAAUCAAGAAAAACUCUGUUUUUCGUGGGUAGUUAUUACUACAGUUUUGAUGAGGCCAGAAAAGCCAUGGACUAUGGAUUCCCCAAACGUAUUGAUGAGACCUUUUCAACUCUGAAUAAAGUGACGGCAGCUUUCCAGUACAGAGGUUUUACCUACAUCUACAGUGGACCUUACAUGUAUGAGUUCGACUUGGCUACUGGGAGAUUGUUCCGUGUACUGAGGAACGGAUACUUCUUACGCUAUAUCAUGGAAGGGACAUUCACUGCUAAAUUAUUGCUGAUGAUGGCAACAAUAGUAAUUACUGGAGCUGUGCCAACCAUCCCAACCAGUGAAGAAGACCUUUCUAAAGCUCAGGAUUACCUUUCCCAAUAUUUCUCUGAAGUGGGCGUCACUACAGGUAGUGAGAUAUGGCGUGGGGCUUUUGAUUCCUUUGAAGAAACUCUCAAAAUUAUGCAAGAGUUUUUUGGCCUGGAGGUAACAGGACAGUUGGACUCCAACACCUUGGAAGUGAUGUCCAAACCGCGCUGUGGUUUCACAGACUUGGAUAAAUUCAAGUAUGCCCACUUUGAUGGGCAACCCAAGUGGGACAAGAAUGUGAUUACAUACAGGAUAACUGAAUAUACACCGGACUUGGAUCAAAGUUUUGUGGAUACCACUCUUGCCAAGGCCCUGCAGAUCUAUAGUGAUGUAAUUCCUUUGGAUUUUAAGCAGAUUCAAAGCGGCACUGCAGACAUAAUGAUCAAGUUCAUGGCUCGAAAUCAUGGAGAUUUUGCACCCUUUGAUGGGCAAGGUGGAGUCCUGGCUCAUGCCUUUUCCCCUGGUGAGGGCAGAGGUGGUGACACCCAUUUUGAUGAAGAUGAAAGCUGGAGUCGUGCAUCAUCAGGAACCAACCUGUUCUUGGUGGCAGCUCAUGAGUUUGGACAUGCACUUGGAUUAUCCCACUCUAAGGUUCGAACAGCCCUAAUGUAUCCCACCUACCAGUACGUUAACACAGAAGGCUAUGUACUACCAGAUGAUGACAGAAAGGGAGUGCAGUCACUUUACGGAGCCAGAUCUACAACUCAGCCGACAGAUAGCCCUGAUCCCAAACCGGAACCUGAACCAGAGCCUGACACACCUUCGCCACCACCAGACCGGUGUAGCCAAAAUCUAAUUUUUGACGCUGCAACUUCAAUUCAGGGUGCUCUUUAUUUCUUCAAGGGCAGCCAUUUUUGGAAGAGGACCCGCAACUGGGAUGGCGUCACUAUGAGGACAAUUGAUUCUGUCUGGUCAGGAAUCAACAAAGUUGAUGCUGCUUAUGAGUAUAAGGCUCGCAACACAGUUAUUUUUUUUGAAGGGGACCGCUACUGGCAAGUCAGAAGAAACACUGUCCUACCUGGCUUUCCCAAACCAAUCAGUGACUUCGGCUUGCCUUCAUCUGUCACCAAAAUAGAUGCCGCUGUCCAUGUUCCAUUUGUGGGAAGAACGCUCUUGUUUGCAAACAAUAAAUACUGGAGCUACCAUGAAAGGAGAAGCAGGAUGGAUCGUAGAAAUCCCAAAAAUAUUCGCACAGAACUACCCGGGAUUGGCUACAAAGUUGAUGCUGCUUUUGAGUAUAGAGGCUACCUGUUCUUUUCGUAUGGAUCCAGGCAGACACAAUACGAUUAUGCAAGAAGGAGAGCUGUUCGCACUCUGAUGAGUUCUGACUGGAUGGACUGUGAAUAA